Verruconis gallopava is the source of this 1149-nucleotide messenger RNA. RefSeq lists its product as uncharacterized. Bases 635 to 1105 code for a protein of 156 amino acids. The record is from RefSeq and is a predicted model, not a curated record. Lineage: Eukaryota; Fungi; Ascomycota; Dothideomycetes; Venturiales; Sympoventuriaceae. The transcript has 2 exons.
AUUCUUAUCUUGCAUUUCUUAUCCAGCUCCACAGUGCAACCUUUUCGACCUUGUUGGCCGGAAGUAAUAAGGUAAUUAGGAUUCAUGGCCUGGCAGAGCAUAUCCAUGUGCCCUCCAAGGGGUUCAAAGUGCCCUUUUUGGGUCUUGGCUGAGAUGGAACUCGAUAUGUGACGAAGAGAUGGAUGUCAAAGAUCAAGCCAAGCAGUAAUAGCGUUUGUAUAUGGCUUGACUAGAGUUGCGUAACUAUUCAGCUGUUCAAGUGCCGCGCUUGCCGAUCUCCCUGGAACCGGAAUUGUCAUGCUGGACCUCUUCUGAAAGAAAACCCCAGUCUGUAAGAAGAGAUUCUUAGUUAAUGGGCGUUGCUUCAUCUGUUCGGUAGGAAGCGAGGAAGCUAGGACUGAUUGAGAGACUAACUUCAGCUUCGAUUCCGCAUACCACGCUUCGAAGUCGUUAACACAAUAUGAAUUUUACACCAGGAAGUUUGAGAAAGAGAAAGAGCGAGGGGCUGUAUAUUAAUAGAUUUUGCAGUUCCCAGCGUUUCAUCAUUCGGAAGGGAGGGUCCUGAAACUGGCCCCUCGAGGCGGUGCUCUUCCGGAGUUGAAGGCCCUUGGGGUAUAAGUUCUCUGAAGCACUUAUGGCAGAAACUAACAAUCUAACUAUGCCUUCUCAAAAGCCCAGUCUUCGUAAAAGAUUGAAUAAAAAGAAGAAAAGACGAUUUGGUCCUCUGAGGGGCAAAUGCCGAGAGUACGCAGAGCUUCCCGGAGUUGAGUUAGCGCUCUUCAUUGCCUUCGAGAAAAUGGACAGGAACAACAAAAUAAGAAAAGAAUUUUACUCACUACGAUCCAAGCGUAAUUUACCCUGGUUAGAAAAUAUAGAUGGCAUUCUAUUGGAUAACAUGAACAAGAACGAGUUGCUGGAUGAGAUGGGUAGCGAUAUUGAGAUGCCUUGCGGAGAACAAGAUGAUGAAAUUGGUGGGGAUACCAUUGUUGUCGGUGGUCGACACCAGGAGGGGCUGAAUGCGCUGGGUUCUCCUCGCACUGGACCCGUAUUUCCGCCUCUACCUGACCUUGAUCUCGACUUGAUUUGUGAUAUCAUGUCAUUCUAACUUAUUAGUUACGGGAAGACUAAAGUCAAUACAUGUGAUUCUUU